Engraulis encrasicolus (European anchovy) is the source of this 436-nucleotide messenger RNA. RefSeq names its product myelin transcription factor 1-like. The record is from RefSeq and is a predicted model, not a curated record. Lineage: Eukaryota; Metazoa; Chordata; Actinopteri; Clupeiformes; Engraulidae. Bases 35 to 436 code for a protein of 133 amino acids. The transcript has 4 exons.
CAGAAGCAGGGAAACCAAGAGUUGCAGGUUCAAGAUGUAUCCGUACACCUUGACGCAGCUGGACAGGUGGAACCCCUUCAGCGCGCCCUUCACCAGUGUUUACCAGAACGAACAGCAAGCGAAGAGCGCACCCCUGCAGGAGUCGACCCCCGAGCCCAGCAACAAACGGACGCAGUCACCCCCACCUGAAAGCAGGGAGGCUGGUGCCCGGUCUGAGCUGGAUGGCGUGCGCUUCGUCCACUGGUCAGAGGAGGUACAGGUACAGUGGAUCGAGGGAAGGCAUCAACAGAAGGUGACAGCGGAGGAGGAGGAGGAAGAGGAGGAGGAGGAGGAGACGGAAUAUACUACCUGUUCAGAAACCCCGCCCACACCAGAAGACGUGGAGGAGACAAAACCCUGCCCGCACCUGUGUCUGCACCUGCAUCUACACCUGUGA